UAACUGCAUAUUAGUUAGACAACAAUUGCGCAAAUACUAAAAACGACUAAACAGACAAAUUGUAACAGAUAUCGAUUGCUAAAUACUCUAAUCGUGUACAUAUUUAAGUUCACAGAAAUCUGUUGCCGUGGCAACGUAUGAAGACCCGGAUAACAACAUGUCUCGACUUCGUGACCUACUUGAUCGCGCCGCUGUCGAUCACCGGCGUGAUAUUAAGCUUUAUUGUUCGGGCCACCUCAACGAGAAUCAUCUCUUUAAACCAUCAGACAAAAGCCAUAGUCCCUGGGAGUUCUCAUCGAGCGCAAUUCGCUUGCCAAGAUGGCGACCUCCCAUACCUUGCAUGAACCAUCCAGUACGAAGGAAAGACGAGAGAAGCGCUCAGAACCGUCAAUCAUUAACAGUGCAAUCGAUUUCAUACGAAGGAAGGCCAAAACAGCCAACAUCGAAUUCACAGAAGGAAAAAUUGAAAUCAACAGACAGUCACACAACAGAUACAGAGGCAAAUGAACGAGCAGCUGCUCGGCACUUACGGGGUAUUGAGUUAGCUCACAAGAUGAACACAAUCUCAAACUAUUUGGAGACAACGAGAAUGACGAAGGCCGAUCAAUACAGAGACUGCAGACACGUUGAUGACCACAUUGUGCAAUCAUCGAGAUCACACCAAUUUCAGGCGUUACGACGGACGAGAAAUAUGGAUGAAAUUGAGACGAGAUUUCGACGUCGAUUGUGCAGCUUGAGCAGCAAACAGCAACAGUUGAGUUACCAUCGUUUGCAGAUACACAGAAGUUGCCUUGACGACAUCACAGAAAACUGCAAAACAUUUGGCUUUUUGCUUCGAAGAAUCCAAAUUGAGUUUGAUCAUCACAUUUCGUAUCUACUUGAUCGUCUCGCAUUACGAAAUCAAAUGGAACUGAAAAGGAAACUAGAGGAGGCGUCGUUGGAGCCAUCAGUGUCGGAGGAGAUAAGGAGGGCACAGAGAGAAGUAAAACAACUGGAAGAAAGAGUGAAAGAGCUGCUGGAUAGAAAUGAAAACCUACGUGUUGAACUACAGCAACAAGGCAAGAGACCUCACCACUCUACACCAAAAAGCAGUAAUGUCUAUCACUGCCCCACUGAUCCUGCCUGCUUACAAGAGAAAGCGUCAGUUGUGAUGACACGCUUGGGGCUGCAGUCAACUGGACCACCCGAUUUAGGAGAGAAAGUAGAAGAUUUGCAUUAUGAGAUUCAUCAUCAGCUGGAAACACGUGAAGCAAUUAGACUGAAACAAAGAAAUGAGAUGGUCCCCAUUCUCGAAUGCCAGCGUUUAGAGCAAUGCAUUAGAGACACAAGUUCCAAUAUCCAGCAACUGGUGAAACGUAAUGACUUGCUACAGAAGGAAAUCAUUGAGACUGAGGCCGAACUUGAAGAUGCAGUAGAAGCUACGGAUGCAUCACAGAGAGACGUGAAAAUGCUGUGGAAGAAAGUCAACGCUUUCAGAGUCAAAAAAGUACCCAAAAAAGACCAACUUUAGCAACAAUGCUACUACAUCUACAAUGAUUCACAUAAUAAAC
This is a messenger RNA of Corticium candelabrum, 1550 nucleotides long. RefSeq lists its product as uncharacterized. NCBI's taxonomy places the organism in Eukaryota, Metazoa, Porifera, Homoscleromorpha, Homosclerophorida, Plakinidae. The record is from RefSeq and is a predicted model, not a curated record. The transcript has 9 exons. The coding region runs from base 158 to 1510 and encodes 450 amino acids.